UCUCGCUUUGCCUAUUGACUGAUUAAGUGGCAGAAUUUUACAUUAAAAAAGUUUCAGCUGUGGUGUUUCCUAUUUGCAAACCAGUGGCUGAUAACAGAGAGUCAUCCCCAUGGCUUUUCUGUUCUUUUUUAUGCUGUGGGAUCUCACUCUUUUUAUUUAUGGUGUCACAUCAUGCAGUGUCACCUGCACAACAGACUACGACGCUUUACUGAACUGUUCCUGUGUUCCUGGCUCUGUGCCGACAUAUCCUGUCCUCAUCAAAGUCAACUGCAGUGAUGGAGACAAUACCGUUAUUGACAGCUGUCAAGUUAAACCACCUCAGUCCUGGUGCAUGAUGUACCCCGAGAAUUUUUAUGAAGUUGCAGUCGUUGAGACCAUCUGUACUGCGACAGUCAGUCAACAAGACAAUCCAGUAAUAAUGAAUGCGAGUGAGUCAACCAACUGGUUUCUGUGUGAUGUGGUGAAAUAUCCACCACCUUUCAAUGUUCAAGUGACAAACACUGAUGGGUUCUACAACAUCUCGUGGGACAACAACAACACACAAGACUUGUGUUUUGACUACAGGGUGCGCUUAAGAGCAAGCAGAACUUUCUACUCCAAGGAUCAAGAUAUUUCCCUUAAAGUGUCCCAAAAGUACUUUUCAUUAGACCAUAAGUACAAGGAACUGCAACCAAACACAAUCUAUACUGUGGAUGUUCAGGCCAAACUUUGUGAUGGUAACGAUCUCUAUCAUGGCCCGUGGAGUGAGUGGAGUUCCACUGCAGAAUGGAAGACUAAGGGUACAUCUGAAGAGACUGAAGGUAUUAAACGAUGUUGGUUAUACAUCUCCUUGACUUGCAUCAUUGUUCUCAUCAUAUGCUUCUCGUUGGGUUGUUCACAAAAAACGGUUUUGCAGAGAAAACUCAAGCUGAUUACAUAUAUCCCCAAGCCAGAGGAGUUUUUCAAGCCCCUCUACCACAACUAUGGAGGAAACUUCAAGGAAUGGGUGAAGCCUGCAUUCAGCGAGUAUGAUUACCAUGGAUUUAACAAAGACGUUGAGGCGAUAACUGAGAAGCAGCAUGACGUCCUUCACUGGAACAGUGAGAAACAAAGAUACAGUGAGGACAAGGAGAUGACACAAGGCGGUCGCAUCCUCCCUAUGGUGGAACCUCACUGCUCCAACUCACUGCUGCACUUCCAGGAAGGCAACAAUUCGCAGGGGACCGGCCACUCCACCGGACACAUCUCUAUCCAUACUGUAACCCUGUCUGGAGAAGAAGAGUUUGAGGGGGAGGUUAUGUCACAGAGCUCCAUAAACACCCUGAGAAGUUACCAAGGUGGCGAAAGCUUUGGUGCAUAUGAUGGAGACAACAGAGAGCAUGCUGGCUAUGAUUUAGAGCCUCAGAUAUCCAGGAUGGAUAGACAAAAUGGAAUAUUGCCACAGCAUGAAAACCCGAUAUCCAAUGACCUAUCAGUGGGAAAUAUAAACUUUCACCCACGUGCCCAGUUUAAUGAACCAGAAAGGGUAUCUCUUGACUCAUUCGCCUCAAACGAACAGUCAGAAGAUGGCUACCCUCACGUGGACUUGGACACCAUUGACAGUGGGUUUGGAGAGUGCAGCAGUCCUGGGGCAGCAGACCACAGAGACUCAGAUCUAUUUCAUGAGCACAAAAACUCUACUUCAAAUUAUGUUAAGCAGUGGAUGAUCUGUAGCACUAUUCAAGAGGACUCGAGCAACUCAGAGAACAAACUCCAUGAAACACAGUGA
Molecule: messenger RNA, 1747 nt
Organism: Scomber scombrus (Atlantic mackerel)
Lineage: Eukaryota; Metazoa; Chordata; Actinopteri; Scombriformes; Scombridae
Product: interleukin-21 receptor-like
Exons: 9
Coding region: 110-1747 (545 amino acids)
Biological process (GO): cytokine-mediated signaling pathway; immunoglobulin mediated immune response
Cellular component (GO): external side of plasma membrane
Molecular function (GO): cytokine receptor activity; protein binding
Source: RefSeq, a predicted model, not a curated record